This is a messenger RNA of Tricharina praecox, 2320 nucleotides long. RefSeq lists its product as uncharacterized. Gene Ontology annotation, molecular function: RNA methyltransferase activity; O-methyltransferase activity. The record is from RefSeq and is a predicted model, not a curated record. Bases 98 to 2320 code for a protein of 740 amino acids. NCBI's taxonomy places the organism in Eukaryota, Fungi, Ascomycota, Pezizomycetes, Pezizales, Pyronemataceae. Gene Ontology annotation, cellular component: nucleus; cytoplasm. The transcript has 4 exons. Gene Ontology annotation, biological process: piRNA processing; siRNA processing; RNA methylation.
CGGCAACAUCCUACUUCUACAUCCCGCUUCAACCGUAUUUCAACUCCAUCCAAUAACAUCCACCCAACGCCAAGAAAGAAAACAGCGACAAAACACCAUGGACAUCCCCCUUCCACCGUCGGAAGACGGUUCGCCCCCUCCUCCCGAUAUUCCAUAUCUGGUAUUUGAACCACCUCUUCAGAUCCAGAGACAGCGUGCCAUCCACGACAUUCUGCGCUCAAUUGCUGCCACUCCGCGGUUCGCAGGAAACAUCCCCAGGCUUCUUGACGUUGGCUGCGGCGAAGCAACCUUCAUCCGUCGUUUGGUCCCGUGUGAAGACGAGUUGCCUCUGGGGCAGAUGACAGGUGUCGACAUCGAUGACGAAGUUGCGCAGAGCAAGAGUUGGAUGUUUCUAGAACAGCCGUUUGGGGACGAAGAGGACAGAUGGCGUGGUCUCGACAUUAGGCUGCUUCAAGGAAGUUUCGAAGCGCUGCGGAUCGAGGACGUCGGCUACCAUGAGGUGAUUGUCUCUGCCGAAGUACUUGAACAUCUCGACCCUGGCCCACGCUCGCAGUUUGCACCAACUCUGCUGGGAAAGCUGAAACCGAAGGUUUGCAUCGUCACCACGCCGAAUAGAGAGUUCAAUGCGCUCUUCGACUUCUUGUCGAACCUGGAUCCCAACGCGCCGGCGGCUGAGAGGUACCGUCGCGACGGGGUCCCAUAUCUCAUGAGGCACCACGACCAUCGCUUCGAGUGGACGAGACAGGAUUUCAGAUCCUGGGCGUUGCAGGCGGCCGAGGAGUUCGGGUACGAUGUACAGUUCUGUGGUGUGGGUGGUCUCGGAAGGGGGAUGGGAGAGGUGGGCGGGGAGAAUGCUACCGACGUGCUGCGGGAGGCGGCCGAGGCUUGUGGAAGCCCUGAUUCGUUCCUGAAGGGAACGGAUAAAUGGGGAGAACUGAAGGGGAUUGUCUGCGACGUCGAUGACGACGACAAGGGAGUGGACAUCCUUCGGAAGGCCUUUGGGGAUUGCUCGCAGAUCGCAGUUUUCGUCUUGAAACCACAGGAGGAGUCGGACAGCGACAUCAACGCGCCGUACACGGCUUGCAGUGACGGACUGAAACUGGUGCAGCAUCACUCUUAUCAGUACACGACUGAGGAGUUCCCGCCGUCACUCGAAACAGUCCUUAGACUACUGAUGAGUGAACGGCUUUUGCACCUCAUCCCGGAGCUCAUCCGAGAAGAAUGGACCAGAGACGACAGCGAAAUUCAGAAGGAUAUGUUUCUCCGUAAGAAAUAUGGGAAUUCAUUCAAUCCUAGGGAGAACGUGUGGGACAAACAAGAUUGGAGGAAGCUCCGCUGCGAGGCCCUGCGGGAGACGGAACGGAUUUUUGCGAGCCUUGGUGGCAGGGUCUGGGAGGUCAAAUGUGUCGAGAUAAUCCUGGACGCUUCCAAGUUGUGGGAGGGGUCAUUCAAGCUGCGCAGAGCUUGCCAUUUCAGACCCGAGGCAUUUGUGGAUGUCAUGCGCAGCAUCAAGGCGACGGAGAAGACACCGGAAGUCCUCGUAGAAAACACCAAGAUGAAAGUGGAGCUCAGCCAGGAGGACGACAAAACCGUCGUUACGGCCAGCUUUCCGGCCAAGAGAAGACCCAUCCCCAAAGAGCCCUGGGCAGAGCCGGUAAAGCUGGAGCGUGUCAUCUUCGACGAAGACACCAACGACUACGGAUCCUACGAAGAAGUCGACGAGUUUGACGACGAAUUUGACGAAUUUGAACUCGCGGACGAGCCGGAUGUAUUUGAUGAUGACGAAUACGCUGGAUCUUCCAAUGGCGAUGCCGAUAGGAUCGUUCUUCCCAAGCCCAAGAACCCGGAGUUCCGUUUGCCUUCCCCGGUGAAACGCUCCAGCUCCAGCUCCCCCUCGGAAUCAGUCCUCUCGGGCCACCCAGGUGAAUUCGAUACCGUCAUUGAAUGGGUCGCUCACACCGAAGGCCCCCGUCCCGAGUUGUGUCUACCGCAGUCGGCGGAGGUAGAGGGAACUCUGGAAAUACCCGGCGAAAAACACAUUGGCCAGCUGUUUAGAGUCAGAUUCAUGGGACCUAAGCGGGAGAUUGAGAGUUUCGACGAUGAUGGUGAGGAUGGUGAACCCAUAUUCAAGGAGAAGAAGGAGAUAAAAGGGGUGGGAAGUUGGUGGGAGGCGGAGUUGGAGAAAACCCCCGAGAUGGAGCUUAUGCCUGGUUAUUACAAGGAGGAGGAGGAGGAGGCAACCCCCGAGGUGGCGCUUAUGCCCGAUGACCGCUCCAUCGAUCUACUGAUUUUCCGUAGCUUCGGUGAUACUCCGAUCUGA